Sander lucioperca (pikeperch) is the source of this 4638-nucleotide messenger RNA. RefSeq names its product ring finger protein 20, E3 ubiquitin protein ligase (gene rnf20). Gene Ontology annotation, molecular function: ubiquitin protein ligase activity; metal ion binding. Gene Ontology annotation, cellular component: nucleus; HULC complex. The record is from RefSeq and is a predicted model, not a curated record. NCBI's taxonomy places the organism in Eukaryota, Metazoa, Chordata, Actinopteri, Perciformes, Percidae. The transcript is spliced from 22 exons. The coding region runs from base 144 to 3224 and encodes 1026 amino acids.
GGCGGCGCUGUGUCAGCUCAAGGUUGUCCCACUAAGAGCGCCUACACUUCCGUUUCCGAGAGGCAGGGAGCCGCAAUAUCAACAGCCACAUACAGAUUUAGUCAAUAACAUACAACUCGUAACAUUAAAAGCGGAGUCUGAGGAUGUCGGGACUGAAGCGUCCUGCCGACCCCAGCGGUCCCUCGUCUUCCGGUGCCCCCCCUGAGAAGCGGAGGGAGAGGGAAGGAGAGGACGGAGCUGCCGGUGUCAGCGCCGCUGCCGGGGGGAGCACCGCGGUGGAGACAGUCAUCAAACUGGGAGGAGUGUCCAACUCCGAAGAGCAAGACAUCAAAGCUCUCCAGGCUAAGAACCGAAAAUUAGGAGAAUCUCUUGAUCAGAGACAGGUGAUUGAGGAUGAAUUGCGAGAGCGAAUUGAGAGACUAGAGACGCGGCAGGCCACUGAUGAUGCCAGUCUGCUGAUCCUCAACAGAUACUGGAACCAGUUUGAUGAAAACGUUAAACUGACCAUCAGGCGUUAUGAUCAAGCAAGCAGCGAACCUGAGAAAUCUCUGGCUGGGGAGGGACGGAGCCUCAAGCCGGAAACUCCAGAACCUGAUGGCGACUCCAACCAGGAGCGGGCCAAGGAUAGAGGCAAUCAGGGAGAGACAAACAACUCUUUCCUGGCAACGCUGGCGAGCAGCAGCAGUGAGGAGAUGGAGGCUGAGCUUCAGGAGAGGGUGGAGUCCAGCCUGAAGCAGGCCAGUCACGUGGUGGAGAUCUACGAGUGUCUGAAGAGGACCGUGGACCAACUGAAGGCAGAGCUGGACCCUGGAGCAGAGGGCAGUCUAUGGCAGGCGGCUUUCAAACUGAAUUCCCUCCUGACCAGCGAAAACAAGCGGCUGCAACAGCUGACUGAGGACCUUAAGCAGAAGCACAUUCACAUGACGAGCGAGUCUCGGCCCCUGGGUCGUGCAGCUAACAAAGCGGACCAGCGUGUCAGCGAGCUGCAGGUUCUGAUCGAGGAGCUCCAGUGGGACAUGGAGAAGAUCCGCCGCCGAGAAAACCGACUAAAUGCACACCUGACUGAGAUACUGGAGAGGGUGAACAGCAAAGGCUAUAAGGUGUGUGGAGAAGCCAGCAGCGUUUGUGGGACCAUCACUAUUAACAAGAGAAAGUUUGAAGAAAUGAACAGCGAUAUGGAGGAGAACACGGAGCUGGCAGACAACCGCCUGGUUGAGCUGCAGAAGCUCCAGCAGGACCUGCAGAGUGUGCACCAGGAAAACAACAACAUGAAGACGGAGCUGCUGAGUCGAGCGGAAGGCGUGGUAAGGGAGACUUCUGAGUAUCGCUGCCUGCAGUCACAGUUUUCUGUGCUCUACAACGAGUCUCUGAUCCUCAAGGCCCAAUUAGAUGAGACACGCGCUCGUCUCAACACUACCAGGACGGCGAGGCUUCGACAGCUGGAGCACAUGGAGAAUGAUGAGGUGGCUCUGCAGAGGAAGGUUCGUACAGAAGUGUUUCAGCUGGAGGACACGCUGGCUCAGGUCAGGAAGGAGUACGAGAUGCUGCGCAUCGAAUUUGAACAGACUCUCGCUGCCAACGAGCAAGCAGGUCCUAUCAACAGGGAGAUGCGUCACCUGAUCAGCACGCUGCAAACCCACAACCAGCAGAUGAAGGGAGAGGUGGUGAAAUACAAGAUUAGACUGAGAGAGACACAAGCUGAGCUCAACCAGGUCCGCGCUUCAAAGGGCAACGCCAUCCUCCAAUCCCAGUCGAGCACAGAGAUGGACGUGAAGGAUGAGAUAACCUCUCCAUCGACCCCAGCCAUCUCUGGGGAACCUGUGGUCAAGACAGAGCCUGACAACGGCUCCUCCACACCCAGCAGCACUGGAGCCUCGGUGAAAACGGAGCCUGGAGUAGAACCCGAGGCCACCGUUAAAGAGGAGGAGAAAGACGAAAAGAAAGAGAAGGAGGACAAGAAAGAAAAAGACAUUAUAAAGAAAGAGGAGAAAGACCGAGAGCGGGAGAAAGAGAAGGAAAGGGAGAGAGAGAGGCCGACCCGGGGCGGUGGGAGCAGCAGCGCGAUAAAGGAAGAGAAGGAGAAGCCGGGGAGCAGCAGCCAACCAGAGGAGUCAGCCGGGGAGCGCCUAACUAUGGUCGGAGGGUCAAAGAGGAAAGAGAUGGAGCAGCUGAAGAUCGUCCGAGCGGAACUCAAGAAAGCCCAGGAGUCCCAGAGGGAGAUGAAGCUGCUGCUGGACAUGUACCGCUCAGCACCAAAGGAGCAGAGGGACAAAGUCCAGCUCAUGGCUGCAGAGAAGAAGUCCAAGUCAGAGGGAGAAGAGCUGCGGCAGAGGCUGAGGGAGCUGGAGGAGAGGGAGAGGAGGGAGGGUAAGAAAAUGGCCGACGAAGAGGCUCUGAGGAAGAUCCGCUCUGUGGAGGAGCAGAUCGAUAUCCUCAACAAGAAGCUCUCUAUAGCCAAACAGGAGGAGGACGCGCUGCUGAGCGAGAUGGACGUGACGGGCCAGGCCUUCGAGGACAUGCAGGAACAGAACAUCCGUCUGAUGCAGCAGCUCAGGGAAAAAGACGAUGCCAACUUCAAGCUGAUGAGCGAGCGGAUCAAGUCCAACCAGAUCCACAAGCUGCUAAAAGAGGAGAAGGAGGAGCUCGCCGACCAACUGCUCACUUUAAAAACUCAGGUGGAUGCCCAGCUACAAGUGGUGAGGAAGCUUGAGGAAAAGGAGCGCCUCCUACAGGGCACCAUCAGCACUGCUGAGAGAGAGUUGGCACUUCGUACACAAGCUUUGGACAUGAACAAACGCAAGGCUCAGGAGUCUGCGUUGCAGUCGGAGGAUUUGCGAACUCAGCUGGAGCAGGUACAGCAGAGGCUCAACCUGGUCAGAGAGGAAGUCAUAGAGAACAGCAUCUCCAGGGAGAAAGAGUCCUUUAACGCACGACGAGCACAGGAGGACAUCUCCAAACUAAGGGGAAAGAUCGAGAAGGCCAAGAAACCGGCUGAGAAAAUCAGCAAUGGAGAUGAUAUCCUAAAUGAAGAAAUCAAUGACUAUAAGGCACGCUUAACGUGUCCGUGCUGCAACUCUCGGGUGAAGGAUGCAGUACUCACAAAGUGCUUCCACGUCUUCUGCUUCGAGUGCGUCAAGACACGCUACGACACACGCCAGAGGAAGUGCCCCAAGUGCAACGCCGCCUUUGGAGCAAACGACUUCCAUCGCAUAUACAUCGGCUAAAGCUGCGUUUUUACCGCAGAUACUUGCAAGGAAAAGGGUCAAAAAAAAAGCAGUAGUACAAAUGGUGCUGGGAGCAAGACUCAACACUGCACUCACAGAUCUCCUCUGAACAUGUACCUCCCAUGCUCCUGUACGUGUAUACAGGAUACCAUCAGUGUGAUUAUCUCCAGAAUAUUCCAGUUUCGAAAGGAAGAGUAGUGAUGCUCUGAACAGAACGCUUUCAAAUUUGUUUAGUUUUUUUUUGUUUUUUGUUUUUUUUACAAUGACUGAAUUCAGCUUCUAUCCACUACUUUACUGUAUGUUCAGAUACUGGUCCAGGGAGAAUGUGUGUGUGUGUGUGUGUGUGUGUGUGUGUGUGUGUGUGUGUGUGCGCGCAUUUGAGAACAGACAGGCAAUUACACAAACCAGUAUACAAAGAAAAAAAAUAGUACAGUGAGAAAACAAAGUGUAGUGGCUGUUUGUAUUGUGUGUGUGUGUGUGUGUCAUUGUGUUUUUUUCUUAUCUUUUUUUUUUUUUAAUUCUUGCUGUCCUGAAAUCUCUCAAAUCUGACUCGAUGCUGUGUUAAUUGCUGUUCUGUUAGUUAUUAAAAUGACAUCUCAAUUGUCCGAGUUCUUCUUCCAUUUCACUAUUUUUUUCCAAAUCUAUUUGAUCAAUUUUUCAAAUUCUGUGAAUAAUCUUAAUAGUUGACCUGGAGUAUUAAACCACAAAUCCCAGUGUGCAAAUCUCUGUUUAUCCGUGUGCAGCGCCUUCCUCUACCCCUCCUCUUCCUCUUUCUCCCUGAGAAUUCAGACGUGUUUGCACACUGGGAGCUGUCGUCAGAUACGCUGGAAGGAAGGGAGCGUCAUGCGGGGACAGCGACAAGGGAGUGUGUUUUUUUUUUUUUUUUUAAAGGGUGUGCAACGUAAUCCAUCUCAGCAGAGUAUUUGAUGCAAGCUCAGAAACAAAGGAGCACCAAACUUGUGGAGCUCAGCGCCGAAAUAAGAAGCUUUAAGACUCGUGGUCAGCUCAACACGUUUCUACCGUUUUCUUUUACGCGCAAAACUACAAUAAAUAAAACUUUAGAAGGCAUUUCUGCACUAUAUCUUUUUUUUUUUUUUCUUUAUGUUGCAUCUGACGAUCAAAUAUCUCGAUCGCUGCUGGAUCUUAAGCCUUUAACUGUUUCUAACCAAAUAUAGCCACUCUUAAUGCUGGAGUGUCCUUGACGGAGCUGAGCGCUCCUAAAUUGGAUAUUUGCAUCGCUGCCAAAGUCUAGAAUUACAUUUUCAGAUCAUUUUGAGUCGUUACGGUGUGUUUUUUUAACCAAAACAUUUGAUCUAAUUCGUAAAUUGGACACUUAUUCAGUUGGUGUGGUCAUUUAGAAGCUGGUGCGGUUUUUAAAAUUUUUCUGCCUAUUGUCAACUGCAGCGUUCGUGUU